This is a messenger RNA of Heterocephalus glaber (naked mole-rat), 1897 nucleotides long. The record is from RefSeq and is a predicted model, not a curated record. Lineage: Eukaryota; Metazoa; Chordata; Mammalia; Rodentia; Bathyergidae.
GUGAGGCGCAGAGUAACCGCCCUUGGUGAGCCUCAUGGCGGUUUCCUCGUGUGGCCUGGGUGCAGGUCCCUCGAGGCCAUGGGUCCUGAGCUGUCGCCUGCUGCUGCUGGUGUUGUGGCUACCACUGAGCUCGGUGUCUCUCUAGCCUCUAGGUCCAGUCUGGGAUCAGAGUGGAAAAUCAGGAAAUAUUUGGUGAAUGAGCUACUGAUGAUAAAUGCACUCUUUGCUGCCAUCCUGGCACAAGCUCCUGCUUCAUCUCUGUCUCCAUUUUGUUCUCUAGGUCACAAAGAGAACAAAACCAUACCAGUCUGUAGUGAGCCCUGGUGGUCAACGGAGCUGGACAUGACCCGCCGCCACUGGCCCUGGGAGGUGAGCCUCCAGACAGAGAAUGAGCACGUGUGUGGAGGGGCCCUCAUUGCCCCCUUCUGGGUGGUGACUGCUGCCCACUGCAUCCAGAGCACCAAAGAGUACUCAGUGGUGCUCGGUGCCUCCCAGCUGCAGCCCUUGAACCCCAGGAGGAUCUUCUCGGUCCCUGUGAGGGACAUCAUUAUGCAUCCCAAGUACUGGGGCCGAACCUUCAUCGUGGGUGACAUCGCCCUUCUCCGUCUUCCUGUUCCCGUCACCUUCAGCAAGUUCGUGCAGCCCAUCUGCCUCCCAGAACCCACCUUCAACCUGAAAGUGGGGACACAGUGCUGGGUGACCGGCUGGGGCCAGGCCAAGCAGCGCUUCGCAGGCAACUCUAUGCUGAGCCCAGAGCUGCAAGAGGCCGAGGUGUUCAUCAUGGACAACCAGCGGUGUGACAAGAUUUACCGAAAGCAGUCCUUCUUACCCCGAGUUGCCCACCUCAUCCUGGGAAACAUGGUUUGUGCCACCAAUUAUGGAGAAAACUUGUGCAAUGGGGACUCUGGGGGACCGCUGGCUUGCGAAGUCGAGGGAAGAUGGAUUCUUGCAGGGGUGUUGUCCUGGGAGAAGGCUUGUGCCAAAGCAGAGAAUCCAGGAGUGUUCUCUCGCAUUACCAAGUAUGCCCAGUGGAUCAAGAAGCAGAUGAGAAAUGACGUGUUCUCAGCUCCCGGCUGCACCUCCUCCUGGCUCCUGUUCCCCACCUCACUGCUUCUCCCUACCUUGCCCUUUGUGUUCUGCCUCUGCUGAAUGGCACCCAUGGAGGUUUGACCAUGGUUGUGUGUUCAAAUUAGCAAAAAGUGGGGAAGGGGGAGACGUGGCCCCUGGGGACCAGGUCCUGCUUUGGCAUCCCAGUGAGGACAGGUGUGGUGGGUGACUGGGCCAGGAGACCAGGAGAAAGGGAGGGAGAAUGGGUCAGAGGGUUCUGGAAUCUGGAACCAGGAUAGCAGAGAUUAAAUUUGUGCAGAUAUGAGCUGGCUGUUUUUUUCUGUUCCCUGGAAUGGCCCUUGAAGAUGUGGGUGGGGGGAAUGCAGAGCUUUGUGACAUUAAUUCUACCAGGAGGCUCCACAGGGUGGGGGGUGUGAUGUUCUUUGCUCCAUCUCUAGUGCUGGGGCAUAAAAAAGGGGCCUGGGUCUUCAGCCUCAGUUUCUUCAUCUAUAAAGUGGGGCUCUCAUAGAGGAGCUGUCAAAAACUGCUCUGCAGGUGGACAGUGGGGCAACCCACAGAAAGUGCUUCCAACUCAGCUUGCUUGCUCACUCUCUCUUUUCUUUAUAGAAUUCAUUAUAAAAGCAAUGCAUGCUCAUUGUAAAUAGGAAACUAGUAAAGCCUAAAUAAAGGAAAGACCCCUGGAGUUCCAGAACAAGGGAGGUGCCCACUCUUCAUUUCAGUGAAUUUUCUUCUACAGUUUUAUUCUUGCGGGGGGGCCGGUAACAGAGAUCAAACUCAGGACCUAAAUCCCCGGCCCUACAGUUUCAUUCUUUUUUUUUUUUUUUUUUUA